AAGAAAGUGUUAGCAGACCCGAGGCAGGGGGCAGUGAGGACUGCAGAAGCUCAUUCUAGCCGGAGGACAGACUGGGCCUAGGGAGUUUUUCACGUGUUAAGCAGGGACUGGCACCAUUCAGGCCAGGGGACUUGAGGAGGAUGCUGGGGGCCGUUGUGGGCAGAGCACAUCAGCAGUGGCCAGCCUGGAAAUGGGGACCCCAGGGCGGGGGCAGCUCCCUGGACCGGGACCUGGAAGCUUGCUAGAGAAGGGGUCGGGGGAGGUAUGUGACAGUGCUGCGAGCUGGGGAGGGGGCUUAUGGUCAGUGAGGAGAUGCCGAGUCCCUGGUGGGAAGGCUGGGCUUUGUGGGCCUCCUUAGCAAAGGACCCCCAAGGCAGGAUGGGAGCCGGAAAGCUCAGUGGGAGGCCCAGCGGCCCCUUCCCCAGAGAAGAUAGGUGGGUGCUGGGGUCCGUGUGAGAAGUGACUGGUAGCAUGCCAGCAGAAGCACGAGGAGGCAGAGGACAGGCGCUGGCUGGGCACUUGAACUGGGCUGGACUGGAAUUGAGCAGGUGCUCACGGGGCCCCCAAGGCAAGGGAGAGCGGACGGUCAAACCCUGCUGCGCCCUUUCCAGGCCUGAAUUGCCGGAGGGGAGGUGAGCAGUGUACAGCCUCAGAAGCGAGCGCUGCUCCGCCAUCUGCAGGUAGAACAACUGACUUAAGCCAGGCGGUGGCUCCUCUGCUGGGGCACUGGCGGCGUCCCGCCGGCCGCGUGUGCAAACCGAGGCCUGGACCGGGUAAGGCCUGAGGUCACACAAAUGGUAGGUGGCAGGGGGCCCGAGUUCAAACACAGAAAGCCCCUGUCGUCCCCACCUGCCACCCUCUUGGCGUUUGAGUCCCCUUCAGAGUACGGAACCUUUUCUCUCCACAACGGUGACAGCUUUCUGAGCUACUAGGCCAGCUCGCGCCACAGCUGGUCCCAAAGCCGUUGGCAGUCCGUGAUAAGUGCACACUGUCUUCCUGUCACCCGCUUCUGUGGCUGCAGGACAUGGCGGUUUAAUCGUGCGAGGAAAGAAGGUGACUGGAUGGGGUGGCACUUCAGGGGAGCGCGGGAGGGCGGAGAAGCAGAGGGAGCUGCUUGUCGUCCUCUCCCGCCGCGCCCCUCCUUCUUCUGCCCCCUCCCCUCCUCCCCCUCCAGUACUGCCCCAUCCCUUGCUUUGGAUUCCAGAACUCGCCACAGCUAAGGUCUCUAGUUCAACUGGAUGUUUGGUUAAAGGGGCUCGGGGCUGACUGGAAAUGUCAGCAUUGACGAAACCACUGAGGUGGGGAAACCCUUUCCGAAUUGUAACGACGGGCCUUGGGAAGGUCUGGAUCCAACAGAACUAGAGCAAGGAGCAAGGAGCAGGAUUUUCCUACCGCCCAGAGGAGAGAAGAACUGCAUGGGGUCAGGAGAGAAAAGCACGGAACCCCUAGGAGAGAGAGCAUUCUAGGGGCUUCCAGAAGCCUCAAGUAAGAAGGUGAACACACUGUGAAGAGGCACAACAGUCUUCCACUCCCGCCAGCCGGUCAGCGGGACCACUGCCUUUCUCCGGCCUGUGUCCGCCGCUCUGGGGCAAGGUCUAAGGCAAGGUUGCAGCAUCUGCGUCAGAAAUCCCAGGGACUUGGCCUGCUGAAGAAGCUGGCUCAGCUGGGAGGCCAAGGCACGUUUUAGCAAAGCAGUUUAUCUUAAUUCUGAACGGACAGUGGAGGCCGCCCCGAGGUCCCCCAGGGCUCCACAUGAAGCCCGAGUCCAGGCAGGCCCUCUCCCACGUGGCUGUGGCCAGCUGCUUCUGCACAGCCACCGUCUACACAGGCGUGUUCGAUGGCGUCUUUGUCCAGCUGGGCUAUGAACACUAUGCGGAAGCCCCUGUCGCCGGCCUCCCCGCCUUCCUGGCCAUGCCCUUCAACUCACUCAUUAACGUGGCCUACGUCCUACUGGGGCUGUAUUGGCUGCAGAGGAAGUCCAGGGCCCCGGGGCGCCCCGUGGAGGCGCGGAGGGCUCGCUACCUGAAGGAUGUCUUCGCCAGCAUGGCCCUGGUCUACGGCCCGGUUCAGUGGCUGCGGAUCGCGACGCAGGUGCACCCCGCCGCCGUGCUGGACCAGUGGUUCACCUUGCCCAUCUUCGCAUGGCCAGUCGCCUGGUGUCUCUCUCUAGACAGGGGUUGGGAUCCCUGGUUGUUCCUUGCCAUCGAGGGUCUCUCCCUGGGCAGUUACGGCCUCACCCUGCUACACUCCCAUGGGUUCGAGGUCGCGCUGGGCGCCCACAUCGCAGCUGCCGUGGCCCAGGCCCUGCGCGCUCACAGGCGCCACGGCACUGCCUCCUCGGGGACCUACUUGGCUCUGGGCGUGCUCUCCUGCGUGGGCUUUGUGGUCCUCAAGCUGUGCGACCAUCAGCUCGCGCAGUGGCGCCUCUUCCAGCGGCUCACGGGCCACUUCUGGUCCAAGGUCUGUGACGUGCUCCAGUUCCAUUUCGCUUUCUUGUUUCUGACAAACUUGAACACUUGCCAAAGCCCUCCUGAGAGGAAGAUACAUUAAAGUUUGCCCGGAAAAAAUUUU
This is a messenger RNA of Mustela erminea (ermine), 2571 nucleotides long. It is a transcript of the gene TMEM187, whose product is annotated as transmembrane protein 187. Bases 1753 to 2550 code for a protein of 265 amino acids. NCBI's taxonomy places the organism in Eukaryota, Metazoa, Chordata, Mammalia, Carnivora, Mustelidae. The transcript has 2 exons. Gene Ontology annotation, cellular component: transport vesicle. The record is from RefSeq and is a predicted model, not a curated record.